Messenger RNA from Silurus meridionalis, 1204 nucleotides. Its product is annotated as complement C3-like. Gene Ontology annotation, molecular function: endopeptidase inhibitor activity. The record is from RefSeq and is a predicted model, not a curated record. Lineage: Eukaryota; Metazoa; Chordata; Actinopteri; Siluriformes; Siluridae. The transcript has 8 exons. Bases 227 to 1189 code for a protein of 320 amino acids. Gene Ontology annotation, biological process: complement activation; inflammatory response. Gene Ontology annotation, cellular component: extracellular region.
AACAUAGCUGAAACUGAGUGUAAAGGACAACCCCGAUGGCAAGAUAUACGAGCCUGGUGAUGAAUUUGAUCUGGUAGUUACUGGAGAUCCGAGUGCUAAGGUUGGUCUGGUCGCUGUGGAUAAGGGUGUCUUUGUCCUCAACAAGAACAGACUCACGCAGUCCAAGAUCUGGAACCUUAUAGAGAAUUAUGACACGGGCUGUACAGCAGGCAGUGGGAAAGACAGCAUGGGGGUUUUCUACGAUGCAGGACUUUUGGUUCAGUCUGAUAAAGCAGGAGGCACCAAGGAAAGAACAGAUAAUCAAUGUCCCAAGCCACCAAAGAGAAAACGGAGAGCAGAGACUCUUGUAGAAAUCACCCAAACAUUGGUUGGUAAAUAUAAAGAUGAUCUGAAGAAAUGCUGUACAGAUGGAAUUAGGCCGAACAGGCUGGGUUACACAUGCGAACGGAGAUCUGCGUUUAUUGUGGAAGGUCCAGAGUGCAUCAAAGCUUUCCUAGACUGCUGUAAAGAGAUCCAAUCCCGCAAGGAUAAGCAAAGUCAUUUGUUGCAUCUGGCUCACAGUGACAACAAUGAUGAUGAUUUCAUAAGCUCUGAUGAAAUUGUCACCGGACGCAGUUCCCAGCUGGCUUUGGGAGGAUAUAAACCUGCCAGCCUGCUCAGGAAACCAAUGUACCACAACAAGCGUCACUAUGGGAACAAACUAUCUAAAGACUCUAUUACAACAUGGCAACUUUUAGCCAUCAGUCUGUCUAAGACACACGGUAUCUGUGUGGCUGAUCCCUUUGAAAUAACAGUAGCAAAGGAAUUCUUUGUGGAUCUCAAGUUACCUUACUCAGCAGUACACAAUGAACAAGUUGAAAUCAAAGCGAUUCUGUAUAACUUCUCCAAUAAACUACAGAAGGUGCGUGUGGAAUUCUUUGAGACAGAGAAUAUUUGCAGUGCGGCCAGCAAAAAGAAGAAAUACCGUACCAUAGUUAAUGUAGACCCCAAAUCCAGCAGAUCUGUCCCAUUUGUGUUUAUUCCUAUGAAAAUUGGGGAACACCAUAUAGAGGUGAAGGUUGCAAGUUCAUCACAUCAUGAUGGAGUAAUGAGAACCCUAAAGGUGGUGGUGAGUAUCAACCAUGUUUAUAUCAUUCCAGACAACCCCAACAAGCUGUAUUUAAAAAAAUCUGUAGCCAGAGAAGACUAAGAAUACAAUAUGAUA